UGGGGGCGUCCAGCUAAAAUAAAGCCCUGGGCAUGGGCGGAGUUGGACCAGGUGUCGUCGGAGUGGGAGGAGUGGGUGUGCCCGGAAUGGGUGUUGCUGCUGCUGGCCAGCAGCAGUUCUACGGAGCCACGGGCUUUGGCUUGCACCAACAACAACAACAGCAGCAGCAUCAGCAACAGCAGCAGCAGCAGCAGCAACACCAGCAGCAGCAGCAGCAUCAGCAGCAGCUUAUGGGCCUGGGCCUGGGCCUAGGAGGAGGAGGAGCAUCUGGAUCCAUUGGAGGUGCAGCAGGAGCAGGCGGCGGAGGAGCAGCAGGCGGAGGCGUUGGCAGCAUGGGAAGCAGCUGCAAGCGCUACCAAAGAAAGUUUUACAAUCGCAACUGAACGAGAGAGAGAGAGAGAGAAAACAGAAGAUAGGAGAAGAGAAGACGAUGCCACAGGAUGUGGGCAUAAGGGAAUGACGAAUGAAUGGAGUGGAGUCCGAUACUUCAAUCUUCGGUUUGCUUUUUUUGACUGAGUUCAAGCUUAAUUAGAGUUCUAGUUUCUAGUGUUUUUUUCACUCGAUUAAGUUGUGCCACACACACACACACAAACACACAAACACACAUACAACAAUCACUUGCUGAAUGGCUUGCAAAUUAAGUUUUUCCCCCCAACUGAAUAUGGGGCGGAGCAAUCGUUUCGUUAUUUAAGAUCUGUACAUAAUUUAAUUGCUAAAACUGUUGAACACUAGAAGUAUGUUUUUUUUGGCAUUUUUUUUUUAUUUUUUAUUUCUAUUGUGUGUCCGAGUGUGUACCACUGCGUAUGGGUAUAUUCGUAUUCAUAAUUCAUAUUCAUAACUCAUCAUAUUGAUAUAUGUGUAUAUGUAAUAAUUAUUUUAGUUUUACACGCUCGAAGCGUGCGGUGCCAAAAUAAAUUCAAAGCAGUGCCAAAAAAACAAAAAAGUCAAGAGAAGAACGCAUA
Molecule: messenger RNA, 962 nt
Organism: Drosophila subobscura
Lineage: Eukaryota; Metazoa; Arthropoda; Insecta; Diptera; Drosophilidae
Product: developmental protein eyes absent-like
Exons: 1
Coding region: 33-383 (116 amino acids)
Source: RefSeq, a predicted model, not a curated record